AUGUGUUCAGGAAGUACAACAGCCAAACCAAUGAGAAACAGAAAAGUGUGAUCAGCAGUGACAGCGAGUGUGACAGGCUCAGCAACCACACGCAGUCAGGAACCUUACAGCACAGGAUGGACAGGAUUCUGGUGACCCCCAUCUUAUUUGCCUUUGGCUUCAUCAGUUUCACUGGUAUUCAAAGCCAACCUGGUCACCCAAUAAAUAUUGUGAAUAUUACAAACAAUGAAGGAAUUCAAAAUGCAACUCGAUUCGCAAUGUCUGCCUAUAACAACCAAACUAAUGACAUCUUUGUGUUUAAAGUGAAGAGAUUUAAUAAUGCAACGGUGCAGGUGGUGAAAGGAUAUAAAUAUGUUGUUGAAGCUGUGAUUGGACGGACAACAUGCCGUAAAGGAAAACCAUUCAAUUUUAAAGACUGUCCAUUUCAACCAAAGCCACCACUAAAUCGGGAAUUUGUCUGCUACUACACCGUCUGGAGUAUUCCUUGGGAAAAGAAAUGGAUAUUACUUUCAUUGAAAUGCCAAUAAUCCACAUAGACCCACUACAAUAAUUUUCUGACUGCUUCAUGUAGAAAUCUUAAUUUUGCUUGCUUCAUUUUUAUUGCGCACUUGCACUUUACUGGGACUAUUUUUAUUGGUAUACUGAAUACAACAACAAGAUUACGUUUGUAUAGCGCCUUUCAUGUCGGGAGGAUACAGAAGAGCACCAUUCAAUCCAAUCCAAUUUUUAGUGACGAAAUUGUAACUCAGGAACAGCAAAUGUAGUGCUAAAUGUUCAUAGUGCUGGAGCUCUGCCCAAAUUACCUUCCAGUUCUCCCCCUCCCCAUCAACCUGUCCUGCACUCCCAUUGGACUAUCUGCCCGUCGAUCAACCUAUCCCAUGCUCGCAUUGGACCAUCCACAUGUCCAUCAACCAGCUCCAUUCUCUCAUUGGACUAUCCACCUUUCAAUAACCCGCCCUGAGCUAUUGGACCAUCAUCCUGCCCAUCAACUCAUGUCAUGCUCCC
Callorhinchus milii (elephant shark) is the source of this 1005-nucleotide messenger RNA. Its product is annotated as cystatin-F. Gene Ontology annotation, cellular component: Golgi apparatus; late endosome; lysosome. Gene Ontology annotation, biological process: immune response; negative regulation of microglial cell activation; positive regulation of myelination. The record is from RefSeq and is a predicted model, not a curated record. The transcript is spliced from 4 exons. Bases 117 to 527 code for a protein of 136 amino acids. NCBI's taxonomy places the organism in Eukaryota, Metazoa, Chordata, Chondrichthyes, Chimaeriformes, Callorhinchidae. Gene Ontology annotation, molecular function: cysteine-type endopeptidase inhibitor activity.